Molecule: messenger RNA, 2481 nt
Organism: Akanthomyces muscarius
Lineage: Eukaryota; Fungi; Ascomycota; Sordariomycetes; Hypocreales; Cordycipitaceae
Exons: 6
Coding region: 1-2481 (826 amino acids)
Source: RefSeq, a predicted model, not a curated record
AUGGCAUGCAAGCAGUUAUCCAAGGAAGAUGUCCUAUACAUGGCGCAUCAUGUAUUUCUUCCACCCAAACUUCCCACCAAAAGCGACGCAGAGCCGACCCAGGAUGGCGCGUUGGCAGAUGCUGCGCUCAGGUCGCUUCGCCUGUUUUCGAGCACAACCACACAGAGCGCGGUGCAGACAGCCAUUACCAUGAUGGAAAAUAUGACUUCUGUCCACGAAGUCGGGGCAUCGUAUGCAGUCCGAGAGGACAGUCUCCGGAACGCCUUGCAGCAGUUGAGCAAAAGCAGAGAAGGGACCUCCAUUCCACUGCAUGUUGUCGCGCAGAACGCGGGUGUCAUUUUCACAAAAGCCGCCGGCCACGUCAACUGCGAGGUGUUCGAGCUGUCCCCGCCGAACGAGAACGUCGUGAGUGUGAAUGGGCGCUUAAGACGGUCCUUCCCAGCCUCUGGUGUAGCGUUGCCACUUGACGCGUUUGACGACGGCCUGUGUGCUACACUGGCUACUACGCUAUUUAAGCUCAGCGUGCAAUCUGUGCCAGGCACGAAGCCGCGGGCCAGAAAAGCGACGCAGAUGCAUGAUGAGGAGAGAGACACUACGGACCCCAAGAUUGUGACGACUUUUUUGGUCACAUUUCUGUUAGCGCGCGGCGAACCUGCGCGCACUAAGGCGAUCUGGAAAAACACCCGCGAGGAUGUUGUGUACCGAAGCAGCUUGCUACCCUGGAGGCGAUCGCCAACCUGGCUGUUGAUUCGUGUGGCCUUGCAGCUGAGUCUUUCUCGGGGCCAGAUGGCGCCGAACCGUGCCUGUCUGUAUAAGGACUUUAUGCUGUUUUUUCUGGCGGACUUGCUGCGCAACGCCACGCACUGUGAUCUUGAUAGUGAUCUGCUUUAUUCCAUACACGCUCAGAAAGCCAUGCGCACAACAAUCGAUGCCUUGCAGAAAAGAUGGCAGUCUAUACAGGAGCAGGAUGCUGUCCAUGUAGAACUGACUGCGCUUGCAGGGGCAGAUUGGAAAGGUGAUGCUAGCGUCGCUAUACCUGAACUGGACGAUUUCGUUCGCGCUUGCGGCGAGCGCACGAGCGUGCCCGACGUGGUUGACUUCAAACCAAAGAUGGUCAUGACGCAGUACUCACCGAAUGAGCUGCCGGACCUCCAGCGCAGCGAUGAAGGCUCUGAAGCUUUCGACCUCCUGUCUUUUGAGAGUUGGGUCGCCUGCCAUCUCGACACCUGGCUUGCUGAGCAUAUGUCAGAUGAACAUGUCUGCGAGUCGCUCGCGGCCGCGAUACGUGAUUACCAUGCCAAGAUGAAGCGGCUCUACUGCCGCAACCCUGAGUGCAUGUCUACCAUGAUGCUGACUCUCCUCGAGCUCUGGGUGGCGUGUGACAAAGCGGCCGUGUACCACUGUUCGCUGCUGGCCGAAUACGAUCCAGGCGUGCCUCCACGCCUGCUUGAGGCUCUGUUACUGCCGUUGAAGAUAGAUAUGAAACGUCUGGAGACGAUAGAGACGUAUCUCCACCAUCGAUCGCAGCGGGCGACGCGAGCUUCCACUGGUGUUUACACUGCGUUUGGGACACUAGACUGCUUCGCCGUCCGGUGGUUCCAAAAAUCCCAGAAGCACAGAGACUUGAUGGCGAGCAUAGAAUCAUCGGCAAGCGCGCUGCGUAAUGCAAAACUUGCGGAGCUUCGCGCGUGCAAAGAUAGGUAUCAAAACCUCAUGAACAUGCACAGCAAUACGAGCCACAACAACACCAUCGUAUAUGUUCGCACGUCACAAACAAUGGAGGCGCAGCAUGUCGAAGAAUCUUGCCAAAAAUGCAGAUACCUGCGUGAUGCAGGAUCAAUCAAGAUUGAGAUCUAUGAGUGGCCGCUUCCGCGGAAUGAACUUGAAGCACAAUCGACAGUCUUUGAGUUGGAGGUUCCUCCCUCGUUUGGCCACUGGCGAGACGUGACCCUUUUUCUCAGACUUGACGUCAUGCAAGGAUCCUAUAGCACGGAAACCACAGCGCAGACCCAAUAUCUCCUGCAGGACUACCGAGGUUUGUCCACCUACUUCGUCUCGUUUUCGGCCACCCAACGCAGCCGCCUGCUUUCUGGGACCAAGCCCCAUGGAGUGACACACCGUCACGGCAGACUACUUUGUCGACGCGCUGAAUACCCUAGCGGGCCAACCCCAAACACCGCCAUUGCGUCGCAGUCCGCGUGCCCCGGCCACUUCACGCUGCAGGAGUAUACGGCGCUGUGCACAUUGCCCCUCGGCAACAGAAUCCAGUGGCAAAACAUUCUUCUGCAGCUCCACGCACCGGCCGUGGACUUCAAGAAAGUCGAAAGUUUGCUCACUGUGCUCCAGUGCUUACUGCAGGCGGGGCCGCGCGGCGAUGCGCCCGGAUGCAGGGAGAGCCACGCCGUGAUAGAAGAUGACCAGUUUACGUCUGGGCUCCUCAGAGACCAGGGCCCGCUGCCUUCUAUUUUUGGACAGGUGUAG